Messenger RNA from Polistes canadensis, 1137 nucleotides. Its product is annotated as pyruvate dehydrogenase E1 component subunit beta, mitochondrial-like. The transcript has a single exon. Gene Ontology annotation, molecular function: pyruvate dehydrogenase (acetyl-transferring) activity. Lineage: Eukaryota; Metazoa; Arthropoda; Insecta; Hymenoptera; Vespidae. Bases 26 to 1099 code for a protein of 357 amino acids. Gene Ontology annotation, biological process: pyruvate decarboxylation to acetyl-CoA. The record is from RefSeq and is a predicted model, not a curated record.
CAAAUUAUUAAAUAUUUCCUUAAAAAUGUUAACCAUUUAUUUCUUGAGACGAUCACUAUUAUCAAUAUCUCAUUUCGUACAAAAAAGAUCUCUUAGAUCCAUUACCAAAAUGACUGUAAGAGACGCAUUGAAUUUGGCUCUUGACGAAGAAUUAGAACGAGAUGAAAAAGUAUUUAUUAUGGGAGAAGAAGUUGCAGAAUUUGAUGGAGCAUAUAAAAUAACACGAGGACUUUGGAAAAAGUAUGGAGAUAAAAGAUUAAUUGAUACACCAAUAACCGAGGCAGGUUUCUGUGGUAUAACCAUUGGAGCUGCAUUAGCUGGAUUAAAACCAAUUUGUGAAUUUAUGACAUUUAAUUUUUCUAUGCAAGCCAUGGAUCGAAUAAUAAAUGCAGCUGCUAAAAGUUGUUAUAUGAGUGCAGGAAGAUAUCCUGUAUCUAUAGUAUUUCGUGGUCCAAAUGGUAAUGCUAAAGGAUUAGCGGCUCAGCAUUCACAAUGUUUUGGAGCUUGGUAUAUGAGUGUUCCUGGCUUAAAAGUUAUGUCUCCUACAAGUUGCGAAGAUUAUAGAGGUAGUUUGAAAGCUGCUGUAAGGGAUCCAGAUCCUGUCUUAAUUUUGGAAAGUGAAAUUCUUUAUAAUUUUGAAUUUCCUCUAUCGGAUCAAGCUAUGGACAAAGAUUUUGUUAUACCAAUAGGUAAAGCAAAAAUAGAAAAAUCUGGAAAGCAUAUUACGUUAAUUACUCAUGGUCAAGCGACAGUAUAUACUAUGCAAGCAGCCGAUAUUUUAGCAGGACAGGGAAUUGAGGCUGAAGUUAUUAAUCUACGCUCUCUUAGACCUCUUGAUUGGGAAAUGAUUUUUAAAUCUAUCAGUAAAACACAUAGAGUAAUGACAGUCGAAUUAGGUUGGCCUAGGUGCGGAGUAGGUUCUGAAAUAGUUGCGACUAUUAUGGAAAAUCCUAUUUUCUUUGAACUGGAUGCACCAGCAAUUCGUUGUACUGGAAUAGACGUUCCGAUGCCUUAUUCAGAACCAAUUGAAUACGAAUGUACCCCAAAAGAUCAUCAUAUUGCUAAAUUUGCUAAGAAAGUUUGUGGAUUAAAAAUUUGAAUAUUUUCAUCAUCGUGCAAGUAAAAUUAUACUUACUG